AUGGCCCAUCACUACCUUCAGUCCAGUACUGGAUCUCUGGAAACCCAAACCCCUGAGGAUAAUGUUUCCUCGCAGGGAGAUGGCCCAGUUGACAAGACUCACGGCGUGUCUAGUGAGGUCUGCCAGGAUAUCGGCGGCCUCAUCCGCUUCACGAAUGGUGCUGUGAAGCAGAAAACCACAUCGCACUGGAGCCCUAACAAGCACCAGAUGCUCAUCAUGUUCGCCCUCUCCAUAAUAUCUUUCAUGGUGGCCUUGGAUGCUUGUAUAAUUGUGACUUCAUUGAAUGCAAUUGUGCUUGAUCUAGGUCUAGACACGACCACCGCAUUCUGGAUAGGCACUUCCUACCUUCUGUCAAACGCCGUGACCAUGCCCUUCACUGCUGAGCUCAGCAACAUCUUUGGGCGACCAGUUGUGCUGCUGGCAUCGCUUGCCUUCUUCACGGGUGGUACAUUAUUGUGCUGCCUCGCAAGAUCCAUCGCCGUCUUGCUUGCUGGCAGGAGCUUGCAGGGCAUAGGUGGUGGCGGAAUUCUGGUCCUCAGCUUGAUCAUCUUCACCGACAUGGUGCCUCUUCGUUGGCGUCCCAAGUGGUAUGGUUCAGUUCUGUUCUUGAACGUCAGUUCUAUCGCCACGUAUACUUGUGGUCUGAUCCAAGGUUUAGUGAUAUAUGGGCAACUCUACUACAUACCAUUCUACUUCCAGUCCGUCAAGGGUUAUGGAGGUGUCAUCACGGGUGUAGCUAUCCUACCUGUGAUGAUCACAUUAGUCCCGAGCUCGAUUGCAACUGGUGCAGUCGUCACAAAGACAGGUCGCUACCGCUGGCCGAUCUGGCUUGGCUGGGUCCUUGUCACGGCGUCAUCCGGCCUCACCAUGAUCUUCGACCGUGCGACGCCUAUUGCCGCGUGGGUCUUCAUUCUCAUCGCUUUGGGCUUCGGUCAUGGCGCUGUGCUGAACGCCCAGAACUUUGCUACCCAAGCCAUGUGCAUGAGUGGUAGGGAGGGCCAUGCCGCUGCAAUGUAUGCCUUUUUGCGACAGUUCGGGGUGACCCUUGGCGUGGGGAUAGGUGGAACCAUCUUCCAGAACAUCAUGAGCAUCAAGCUUAGAUCGCAGGGCCUCAGCACUGAUAUCGCACUGCACAGCGAGGCAUUCCUGGUGGAAUUGGCAAAGCUCCCUGCCCACAGCGGUCUCAAGGAUCAGGUUCUCGAUGCAUAUGUGUACGGCCUGAGUGGUCUUUACCUUUUCUUCACUUGUGUGUCUGCGAUCGCGUUCCUUCUGAGUUUUCUUAUUAGGGAGUUCGAGAUGCACGAGGAGGUUCAAACUGAGCAUAUUCUGCAAAGAGUCAGUCUUUUUGAACUUUCGUAG
Diaporthe citri is the source of this 1359-nucleotide messenger RNA. RefSeq lists its product as uncharacterized. Bases 1 to 1359 code for a protein of 452 amino acids. Gene Ontology annotation, molecular function: transmembrane transporter activity. The record is from RefSeq and is a predicted model, not a curated record. Lineage: Eukaryota; Fungi; Ascomycota; Sordariomycetes; Diaporthales; Diaporthaceae. Gene Ontology annotation, biological process: transmembrane transport. The transcript has 4 exons.